Molecule: messenger RNA, 1350 nt
Organism: Schizophyllum commune H4-8
Lineage: Eukaryota; Fungi; Basidiomycota; Agaricomycetes; Agaricales; Schizophyllaceae
Exons: 1
Coding region: 1-1350 (449 amino acids)
Molecular function (GO): protein binding
Source: RefSeq, a predicted model, not a curated record
AUGGAGAGCGACACGAUGUCAAUCACGACUCCCCUCUACACGCUCAACCCCCCUCCUGUAUACCGUCUUCCCACGGAGAUCCUGGCUGGCAUCUUCGUCCUUCUGAAAGAUUAUCAUUACACCCCUGCAAGCUUCGCCCGUACCGUCUCGCGUGUCUGCAAGCCCUGGCGGUCAAUCGCUCACAGCACUGGCCAACUAUGGAACGCAAUCGUUAUCGACGACGACGAGGAUGGAUGUCAUCUGAUGGCAUAUUUGGACGCUUGCUUAACGUUGUCCGGCCUCUGCGGUCUGGAUGUAACUUGCUACUCCAAGGUAUAUCUACCGAGUGUCAUCGCCAAGUUACUGCCUCAUGCGCACCGCUGGGAGUAUGUGGAACUCACUGGUCAUUGGCGCGACUUCCUCUCUCUUUCGACCCUAUCGCCCAGUUGCCCACGACUCAAGAAAGUGUCCUUCGAGUCGGACCCUCGCGAGGAUCUGGUGCACAUCACGGGAAUGUUAGACUUUACAAGGGAUAGCACCGCGCAACUAGAGCAUCUCUCAGUUGACGCAAGCUGCGCAAGACGCGUCGGGGGCGAUAUAAACAUACCAUCCUUCAUCGGCCUCCGCCACCUGGACAUUUCUUUGGGCGAUACGUGGCAUUGCCCGUCUGCGCUCUUACGCGCUGCAUCGUUGUCUCGGCUGACAAUCGAUUUCCUUGCGACUGACUGCUGCCGGCCAGACGGUCUAUGGACAGAGCUGGACGCCCUCGAGCCGGUCCACAUGCCCGUGUUGUACAAGCUCUGCCUCUGCAACGCAUCGCACGUCCUCAUGCGGUACAUCGUCGCGCCCGCCCUCGAGGAGCUGCUCUUGACCUGCCCCACAUCCGCGCGCGGCCUGCCAGACGGCGAUUUCUGCACGUCGCUCCUUGCGCUCGUCUCCGCAAGCGAUGCGCCACACCCCCUUCUCGACUUCACCGCCCAGGACAUCCCGGAGGACUUCGACGAGGCCGCUGCCCGCGCCUUCCCCCGCGCCCUCGAGCGGCUCGGGAACCUGGAGGAGCUCAGCGUGCAAUGCACGGGCGGCGAUGACCGACCGGUCCUGUCGCGCACCGUGAUCAGCGCGCUCGUAUGCCGCGAGGGCGUCCCGCCGCUCGUCCCGAACCUCACCAAGUUCUGCAUCAGCCCGAACUACGGCUGUUUCCCGCCGGAAGUGAUGAUUGAGCAUCUGCUCCUCAUACAGGACGUGCUCUUCUCGCGCGCGGUGCCCCGUGUCAUCGACGGCACGCCUGUGGCUGCGCUGGAGAGUGCGCAGGCUCCGGAAAUCCAGUAUAUGGGUCCCGUCGACGGCCGGGAAAAUAUGGAUGAGGUAUGA